UCUUCGACAUCGGUAACAACAACGAGCAGAAACAAAGCGGCUCCUAAGCGUAACACAACAGGCCUACACCCAACCAGCUAAAUCAACUCGCUUGAAUUAUUUUUUCAUCGAAAAAAGAAAAGAAAAGAAAAAGUUCAUCGUCUAAAAGCGACACAUCGAGUCCGGACAUUUGGUUUUCUAUUGGCGAGGAUCUCUCAUCAGAUUUUUCAAAUUUAAAGUGCAUCAAGUCACCGAUAUCAUGGGGCUUCAAUCGUCCCGAAGCCUAACGAUGGUGCUCUCACUUUACGUCAUGCUGAUGGCGAUCAACUGGACCUGUGCGAGCAUCCAGUAUCGCAUGUUUGAUGCGGUGAAUCCGUUCACCUUCGGCGGGUUACGCAACGCUAUUCUACAUCGCCAACUGCAACAAGAACAGGCAUCAGAGAGUGUCUCCUGGCCGAAAUUCAUUCCGCUCAAUCAAGGCCAGCGUAACAUACGACAAUUCCAGCACGUUGCUGGUUCAUCUUCUUUCAUUCCGCUAGGAAAUCUGGAAGUCGAACACAGGGCGGUAGAUCAUCCGGCACCGAUUCAGCAACAAUACGAAGUUCAGAAUUCAACACCUGCACCCCAGACGGAAUCUCCCAUUGUUUAUAGGCCGUACACUCCGCCUGUUCCGCAACCCCUGCCCCCACCGUACAUCUCACCCGCUCAACAGUCAGCCUCUGCCCCGGCGCCUUACAAUCCAUUUACUGCUCCUCCUCAGCCAACGACUCCUGCCCCGGCGCCUUACAAUCCAUUUACUGCUCCUCCUCAGCCAACGACUCCUGCCCCGGUAACUUACAACCCUUACAACACGCCUCCUCCGCUGCCUACACCCAUCCCAACACCUUUCUCCCCAUACAUCGCCCCUAACCCGCAACCUCAACCCAUUCCGGCCCCUUUCCCCCCGCACAUUGCCCCGGUUCAACAACCUCAACCCGCUCCAACACCUUUCACCCCAUACAGUGCCCCGGUUCAACAGCAUCAACCCGUUCCAAUCCCAUUCACCCCGUACAACUCCCCCGCCCCACAGCCAACACCAUUUGCUCCCAGCGACGCGUCUGGAACGUACUCUAAAGCCGAACAAAUAUUUUCAAACCACCAAUCCUAUCAAUCCGCCUCCCAACCCGAACCGGUAGCAAAUGCCCGAUCGCCCUACGAAGCUGCCGAAACGCAAGGACCUUACGGGCCACCCGAACCGACGGAACAAUUUUCCGUGUUCCAGGAAAUGGCUCGCCAAAAUUUGAUCAGCUGGCCAGACAACUACGUCCAACAGCAGCCGGCCCAAGCCCGCAAUGCGCAAUACCCAACACCGCAGCAGGUUGAACAUCAUCGCAGUUCUUACGCGUCGUCGAGAAACCUCAACUUUGAACCUUCGUACAACCAAUUCGCCAAACGCUCGUUGGAAUCGCCACCAUCCCCGCUCGAUUUGGGUUUCCCUUCGAUCAGUAGCACCGCAGAAAACUGGAACAUGGAUGUCGAUUGGUCCAUCUUUGCGGGCAAAAGAAAGCGUCGGUCAGCCCAACGACCAUCUCGCGACCACGGCCGCCGAAAGAUCAUUGAAGAUUACGACAACAUCGCUAUCGAAGGAAGACAAGCGUCCGAGACCCGCGUUCCAGCACCAUCGUCUCGUUCAGCACCAAGCAAGCGUGAAGGAAGCAAACAAGAAUACAAACAAGAAUACGACGGCCCUUACGUUUACACGCAACUAUUCGGUCCGCCUUACGAAGUAGGUUACAUCAGGAGCCCCAUUCCAUCGAAACACGUUUACGAGGAUUAUCUGCAAUUCGUUCGAUCGUGGAGCGCGGCUAGUCGAGAUGCCGUCGAUGAUCAGCUGAGAGCUAAUCCGGCUGCCGCAAAGGAGUACUCCUCAGUUAAAUACAAGGAAAAUACUCCGGCUUACAAAGAGACGUCUCAAAAGGACAGUUACAAAGAGCCGGAAUACAAAGAAACUACACCGGCCUACAAAGAAUCUGCACCGGCUUAUAAGGAACCUGCCCCGGCUUACAGCGAACCCGAAUACAAAGCCCCAUCGUUCAAGGGACCAUCGCAAUCUUACAAGGAGCCGGCAUACACGGAAACCGACUACAAGGAGCCAGCUUACAAAGAGCCCGCAUACAAGGAUUCAACUCCAGCUUACAAGGAGCCUGCGUACAAGGAAUCCGCACCGGCUUACAAGGAGCCCGAAUACAAAGCCCCACCUUUCAAGGGACCUUCUCCAUCUUACAAGGAGCCAGCCUACACGGAGACGGACUAUAAGGAGCCUGGACACAAGCAACCCGCCUACAAGGAGCCCGCCUACAGCAAGGAACCCGAAUACAAGGCGCCCGCCUACAGCAAGGAACCCGAAUACAAGGAGCCCGCCUACAGCAAGGAACCCGAAUACAAGGAGCCCGCCUACAGUAAAGAACCCGAAUACAAGGAGCCCGCCUACAGUAAAGAACCCGAAUACAAGGAGCCCGCCUACAGUAAAGAACCCGAAUACAAGGAGCCCGCCUACAGUAAAGAACCUGAGUACAAAGAGCCAGCCUACAAGGAGCCAGCCGCCGCUUACAAAGAACCUGCCUACCAAGCGCCUACCCCCGCAUACAGCGAACCGGCGUACAAAGAGGCAGCACCUGCCUACAAAGAACCCGAAUACAAGGAUCCAGCUCCAGCGUACAAGGAACCCGCCUACAAGGAGCCGGCCUACAACAAGGAACCCGAAUACAAAGAACCCGCCUACAAAGAGCCUGAAUACAAAGAGCCUGCUUACAAAGAAGAAUCUUACAAGGAGGCCCCUCGCACGGAUAGGCCGGUUUUCAGGGACGAGAUUCACUAUAGAGAAACACCUCACAAAGAGACGGCCCACAAAUCAGCCUACAAAGGAGAGACCUACGAGGCCCCCAAGAUCAACUAUCACUCGCCACAGUCCGACUACGUCGCUCCUGAAAGUGAAUUCAGACCGACGAGCAAACCGUACGAGGCCGCCGGUCCCAAAUCGCCCGUCUACAUGGAACGUGAUUUCAUUCCCAUCAAAAGCCAAGCAGCAAAUUACGACACGCCCACCACUACAUACCGCACGACUACUACUUACAAUGAUGCUCCUCUCUCUUACGAUAUCUUGAAAGCAUUUGAGAAAGCUCGUCCAUCUGCUAACGCAUACCCACCGACCGCCGUUUACGAACCGGUCACUGCCAAAUACAAAGCUCCCGAAGCAUUGUACGAUUCACCUACCCAGGGUUACGACACUGUUACUACGAAAUACAAGGCAACGGAAGCACCGUACGAAGCACCGAAAUACGAGCAGUCAGCUUACGAGGCUCCUAAACGUUACAUCGAAACGCCACCCGUUCGUGAUUAUUUGCCAGCCAAGAAAUACGAGAAUCCUCCAGCACGGACCUCGCCCUCUGCCGCAUAUUACAAACCUCCAAACAGGUACGUCGAGCCACCUGUUCAUGGAUCGAAAUACGAAGCACCGGCAGCCUAUGAAACCCCCGCAAAAUACUCUGAACCGGCCUAUGAAGCUCCUAAAACUUACGAUGCUCCUGCAUAUCCGGCUACGAACAAACCGGAUGCUUACGCUGUCGAAAAAGUAACGACUCCGGCUUACAAGGAAAGUUAUCCGGCCGACGAUUACGCUCCUAGUGGCUACAAAGAUGAUGUCGAAUUGUCCAGCACAAGUUACCAGGCCGUGUCGAAAAAUUACGAUAAUCCCAGUGACGAUUACGCUCAACCGCCAGUGGCUUACGAUCAAGUGAAAAAAACAGAAGAAUCUUACGCUUCAGCUUCGUACGAUGAGACUAAGAAGGAUGACACUUACGGAGCGGAUGCUGGAUCAUCACCCUCAUACGAGGCUCCCAAAAAGAAACAUUAUCCAGUCAUUAUCGGUCGCUAUCAAGUAACUGAUUCUAGUGCCUUCCUGCCCAAAAAGGUGGGCGGAGGUGAAAGUAGCACCGGUGUGAAAUCAGUCGGAUCGCAAGUGCAUGGAUCGAAUGGAGAUGAAUACGUGGUUUAUUACUUACCCUAUGGUCAGCCUCUCCCCGUUCCAGUGCGAAGGCGCAGACACACAGACGACAGCCAACCAAUCUACACCAUCCGGCGCUUGAGGAGCUUGGCUGAUAGACAACGUCAUUCACGCAAGUUGAACGAAGAACGUCAACAGGAGCAACAAGUUCUUACCCCGGAAGAAGUCCACGAACAAUUCAAGUAUUCUUUUCUAAAUGCCAAAACGGAUGAAACUUCGACUGAAUCCGUAGAAGAUGUCACUCGAACAACAGCCGAUGUUCGAUCGCAAGAAGAGUUUCUUUCACACGAGAGUGAGCCGAAAAAGGUACAGGGUGAAGUUAUUUCAUCGUAUGGUGACGUUGGACAGGACGUGACAGUUUCACCACAGGUUGACAAAGUACAGGACAAAAUUGUUUCACAAACUGACAUUGGACAGGACGAAAUCGAUGACACUUUUCCAGCAGAUGGCCUGAAAAACGAGUCACCCUUAGUUGAUGAGAUGAUAGUGGCCCAAAUCGAAGAGGACUUGACUAAAUCUUCAGUGAUGUCUGAGAUUGUACCACAGACUUCGUCAAGGCCCACUGAUGAUAAGCCAGCUGUUGAAGAACCUGUAGGAGAAAUCAUCAUCGUCAAAGUACCAGCAGAAAAUCAAGACGAACGUGUUAUUGUAGCUGUUGAUGAAGUUAGCGUUACCCAUGCCCAAGUCGACGUGACUGAUGAACCUACAGCAGCUUACGAAGAAGGUGGCGUUGCCAAUGUCGACUUCGUCCCAGUGCAGCAGGAUCCAUUCACUUCGGAUGUAUCUUUUAAUACCAAAGAAAUCAAAAAGUAUUCUAUCUACGAUAAGAAAAAGAAUCCAGCAAUCUUCAAACAAUCAAUUUUGCCUGGCUUAACUCAAAAGCCCAUCGGUGACAUUCGACCUUCUGAAACAGCAGCCGAAUCAAAGGAACACUGGAAUGGCUACUCCACCUGGUGGACCAAAUUAGGCUACCGCGUGGCCAAACAUUACAAUUACGAAUAAUUCAAAAGAAUGAAUGAGUUUAUUACCUGUGGUUGUUUGGUAGUCUCUGUUGGUCUUUAAAAAUAUGCGCUGAAUCUACAUUUUGAGCGUCGUAACGCAGUGCCUUUACCCGCCUUUUUUCACCUACCAAAGUUUGUAACCCUUCUAUCAGCUGAUGUAUCAUAGGUGUUUGAUGAAAAGAAUUAUACGAUUUUUACAUUCUCAAUAAACAAUUCUCA
This is a messenger RNA of Daphnia carinata, 5241 nucleotides long. Its product is annotated as adhesive plaque matrix protein-like. Bases 239 to 5023 code for a protein of 1594 amino acids. The record is from RefSeq and is a predicted model, not a curated record. Lineage: Eukaryota; Metazoa; Arthropoda; Branchiopoda; Diplostraca; Daphniidae. The transcript has 5 exons.